AUGAGCAUCUACGUAGGAGAAGACAUGUUCAGAGAAAUUCUAUUAAGGUUGCCUCCUAAAUCCUUGCUUUGCUUCCAGACAGUGUGCAAAAAUUGGCUGGCUCUCAUAACAAGCUCUGACUUUAUUGCUGUCCACUGUCAACAUCAACCAAAGCACUCUGUCGUGUUCCCAUCCUGGUUGGAGUGCAGGAUACCUAAGCAAGAAAACUCAUGUCCUCCCCUUCGGAAAUCGAAAGAAUUUGGCAUCUCAAUACUUCGAUAUGGGAAGAGCAGACCUGAUUAUCUAGAUAUACCGUCCUCCAUGAUCAAGGACACAAGUUCAGCCUCUCUUUUGGGUUUUUGUAAUGGUUUGCUUUGUAUUAAUAUCGUGGACAUCAAAGCUGAGGUUUUCACACUGAGUACCGGUUCUUGGAGAGAUGUUAAGGCCAUUCCUAGGCUUGGACGCGAUUUCAGAAUUUACCAUAAACCGGUGAUUGUGAAAGGAGUAUGGUAUUGUAUGGCUCUUCGACUAAAGAAUCAUCGAUACAUGUCGUCCUUUAUUCUAACGUUUGAUAUGGGCAAUGAUUCUUUCUCGAUAAUGGAAGAUGGAGUGCCUGAUAUUGAUAAGCUUAUGGUUGAGCUUAUAACAUACAAUACCAUAUUGAAUCUCAUGUAUUAG
Dovyalis caffra is the source of this 657-nucleotide messenger RNA. The record is from the annotation of a GenBank genome assembly. NCBI's taxonomy places the organism in Eukaryota, Viridiplantae, Streptophyta, Magnoliopsida, Malpighiales, Salicaceae.